AUGGCCAAGUUGAAAAAGUGGUGUUGUCAUCCUAUCAGACACGAUGGAACGAAAAAGAUUGGACGGGCGCCAACACAUCCCAAAGGAAAAUACAUAGUGCCUUAUUAUCUGGACAACUUCAUAAAGAAACAGUAUUGCGUUCCAAAUAUAAGUACUUCGCAGGCUGAUAUGUCAACUACGUAUGUGUGUACUAGCUGCUAUGAAUACGAAAUGGAUAGAUUUGAAAGAUUUAAAGCUUCUAAAGGUGAUCAAGAGCUGUUGAAAAGCGAUGAUCAAUUGCUAACGGAACCACUGAAAAUGCAAAUGGAUUUCGAAAUCUGUGAUUCUGAACGCCAGGCAGAGAACGAGUUGGCUUUACUUCAUAGUUUACAAGUCGAUAAAGAUGUCGUCAAUAAUGUGCUUCGAAUUUUGGGAGUGGAAGAGAUUGCAGAUAUACGUCAAACUGGUGUUUUACACAAUAAAGUCAAGCGUGCUUGUGAACUGCUAGAGAACAAGUGUGAAAACCUGAUAAAUAAUGUAAAAUUAAAUAAAACUUCACGUGAAAUAGAAGGGGAAACCGGACAGAACGGUGAAGAAAACAAAAAACAUGAAUCGUGUUUAUUAAAUCUUUCAGAAAAAGAAGAAUUAAUCGAUGGUUUCAAGUAUCUGUACAGUACAAGUAACAGAAUGGAACAAGUUCGUUUGCUGACUAUCGCACCAGCCAGUUGGGGACGUCAAAAAGUUCAAAUGUUUUUCAGCAUCUCCGAUCGGCAAGCUCGUUAUUCUCGUGAGCUUCGCUCAACCGAAGGUGUACUUGCUACUCCUGAAGAUCUCCGUGGAAAUCAAGUGUUAGAUCCAUCUGUGAUUCAAGCUGUAAUCCAUUUCUAUGAACAAGAUUGGAUCAGCCGAGUUUCACCGAACAAAUCAGAUGUCAUAUUAAUAAAACAGCAACCUAUUCCCAAACGGUUUAUGUUAUUAACGAUUGGAGAAGCUUUCGAAGAAUUUAAAAAAGAUUUUCCUCAGUAUGUUAUUGGAAGAUCAAAAUUCUUCAGUCUCAAACCNAUCUGUUUUCACCCCGAACGAUCCGAAAUACGAUUUUGCCAAAGUACGAAAAAUUGA
Molecule: messenger RNA, 1098 nt
Organism: Adineta ricciae
Lineage: Eukaryota; Metazoa; Rotifera; Eurotatoria; Adinetida; Adinetidae
Source: the annotation of a GenBank genome assembly